GUGUCAGAUACUAAUUGAUUCUUUAACUAAUUUUAUACGAGAGCCCGUUAACCGGGACAAUGGGCCAUUUGAAAGCAUAUUUUAUUAGAGCAUUAUAUGAUGAUCCUUCUUUUAGGUUUUUGAAAGUGAGCUGAAAAUCGGUGAGUCAGUUAAUCUGCCAUGGGGCGGUUCAUUGUAUUGUCUAAUGUCUUUUACCCGCUUUCAAUAUUACUGCGCAAAUUAGGGAAUCUCGAUAGAAGCAGGUCCAUCAACAGCAUAUAAAGCAUUAUGAUCAUACCUUGGUAGCAUAUGAUAUCACAGUUGACAUUUACUUAGUUGUUCAACAUGAGUACCUCAACAUUCGCUGCGAAGGCUCUAGCCGUCUAUCUCUUAUCUACAACCAAUGUGCUGGCCACCAGACCUGCAACCUCCAACCUUUUCAGUAGCUCCUUCGGGCUUGCAGGCCAGAAUGGUACCUUUGAUUAUGUAGUGAGUUCCAAUCUUUGUUCCAAAAACUACUCUUCCGUCUUACUAACUAAACAAAUCAGAUCGUGGGAGGAGGCACCUCUGGGCUCACUACAGCCGCACGGUUAUCUGCAAAUGGUUCUUUCUCUGUUGCUAUCAUUGAGGCUGGUGGCUUUUAUGAGGUUGAUGCUGGCAAUAUCUCAACCGUGCCAGCCUACGAAUCUAAUUAUCUGAAUGCACCGCCUACUGUUGAUUGGAAGAUAUACACGACAAACCAGGCGGUAAGACCAUUUUAAGGAGACCGUUCAAAAACCAUAAGUCUAAAUGCUGACUUUGUGGAUCGUUUUUCGCAGCAACUUGAUGGACGCUCUAUACUCUACUCUCAAGGGAAAACAUUGGGAGGCUCGUGAGUUACUUCCUCACCCCCUCAAGCUCUCUCUAACACGCACUCUAUAGAUCCGCUAGAAAUGGCAUGGCUUAUUCAAGGUAUGGAUUACAUAGUGACUCUCAAUAGGAAGUUACAAUACCAUAGAGUUGGCAGCUAACUUGAUUCUGUCAGAGGUACGGCCAGCUCGUAUGACAUGUGGGCCAACCUAGUUGGAGACAGUAGCUAUAGGUUCGAAGAACUUCUUCCUUACUUCAAGAAAAGUGUUCAAUUCAGUCCUCCAAAUGUGAGCCUUCGUGGAGGGCCACCUGUUUUGUACAAUCAAUCAGGAUUCAGCUCGACUGGAGGACCUCUGCAAGUUUCGUACUGGAACUAUUAUGUCCCAGUUUCCAAAUAUAUUCGAAGGGGACUGGAGAGCCUUGGCUUUAAAGAAAAUGGGCAAAUCCAGAACGGCAAACUUCUAGGAUUUGCUCAGUUCCCAGCGACACUGCAACAAGAGUCUCAGCUUCGCGACUCCUCCCAAACCUCGUUCCUAAAUUCGGCCAUAGCCACCUUUUCAGGACCGUUAGUCUACCCAAAUACGCUUGCUAAGCAAAUUUUGUUCGAUGGGAAGAAGGCAACCGGUGUUCGUGUCAAUACGGCUGGAUGGGAGUAUAUUCUUUCGGCCAAAAAAGAGGUUAUUCUCGCGGCAGGUCCAGUAUGUUUCCAGUCUAUAAAGAAGUUCCUACGGAAAUUCUCUAAUGAUUUUAUAGUUUCACAGCCCGCAGCUGCUCAUGGUUUCUGGCGUAGGCCCGGAAGAAACUUUACAGCAGCUUGAUAUCCCGGUUGUUAGUGCUCUUCCGGGUGUUGGACAAAAUUUGAUGGUAUGUAAAGUUUGCAUUGAGUGACUCGAAUCUUUCGGGAUUUCCGCAUAUCAAUCUCAUUUUUUUAAGAACAGAUAUACUGACAGUUCUAGGACAAUGCUGGCUUUGGUACACUUUAUCCUGUCAAUGCGGUUAGCCAACAUCGUCUUUGGAACAACGAAACAUACGCCAUGGAAGCACAAAAUGAAUUUUACAACAGUCGGUCUGGUCCCUUAACUGCCUUUGCUAGUAACUAUAUCCGUAAGUCUGAUUGAGUCCUCAACCUAAGUCCUCCUUGAAGCUAUAUUUAUUCAACACUAAUACGAUGAAUGCCGAUAGUCUGGGAAAUAAUGCCUAACAGUACCACUGUCAAUGGUACCACACGUAGCGCGCUCUCGGCCAUGUUUCCUUCUGAUUGGCCAGACUUACAAGUCAUCUUUAACGCAGCAGGAGCAGCCGUUAACACGACAGGCGACUUUAUCAGUGUUGGAAUAGUUAUCUUGAAGUCAACUUCAUUGGGCUCCGUUUCGAUUAACUCUUCUGACACGGCUGAUCGACCCUUGGUGGACGUUAAUUGGUUUGAUACAGUGUCUGACCAGCAACUAGGAAUGUAAGUAUGAAUGCGCGUCUUCUAAUCCUACCGAUAGAAUCAAUACUCACUUCACAAAUCUCUAGUCAAGGAUUACGACGAGCUCGUGUUUUCGCUAAUGCGACCGGCGUCUUGGCAGGAGCAGAAGUUAUUCCAGGACCAGCCGUCCAGACUGACGAGGAAAUACUUGAGUGGAUCAAGACAGCGGCAAGUCCAAGCCACCAUGCUGCGGGAACUUGUAUGUUGAUCUUUCUCUCUGGUUUCAAUUCAUCCACAUUAAUCUUGUCCUCAUAAAUGCUAUGGUAUAGCGGAUGACAAGAAAUAUGUAUAUUGGAUCAUUUGUCUUUGAUACGCAAGUAUUCGAGUGCACAUUUUUGACUGACUUUGAACUUAGGUAAAAUGGGUCUUGCUAAUGACACAUCCGCCGUAGUUGAUUCACACGGAUGCGUUAUGGGUGGCAUCUCUGGACUGCGUGUCGUCGACAUUAGCACUUGGCCAGUCCUUCCUCCUUCAGGAGCGCCAGUCGCAACCGUGUAUGCAAUUGCAGAAAAAUUAGCACAGGAUGUAUUGUCAGGACAUAAGUGUGUUUAAGCAGGACAAACCAAGAACCUUUUGGAAGUGAAGAGUAGAUUGAUAACAUAAAGGGACCUAUCACUGGGUUAUUUGGAGUUGGGGAUGUAAUUGUAUCUUUUGUCACGGGUUCAACCCCGUUCCUUAGUUGAUGCCUUAGGCAUCACAUUUCUGUAUAUUAUAAUUUCAAAUUCUUAGAAAAUAAUCUUAUUAAAUAAUUUUUAUA
Molecule: messenger RNA, 3056 nt
Organism: Sclerotinia trifoliorum
Lineage: Eukaryota; Fungi; Ascomycota; Leotiomycetes; Helotiales; Sclerotiniaceae
Source: the annotation of a GenBank genome assembly